CGCCCAGCCCGGGCCCUGAGCCCUACCUCCUGCCCCACUUCUCACUGCAGGCCAUUAGCAGUCUGGGCAGCUGCUAUGCCCACCAGGCUGCAUGGGGGCCACGGCGGGCAAGCAGUCCUACCAGGCUACAGUGCUGUUGCCAAGUAAUACCUCCCACUUGUUCUUGUGGCCCUGACCAGGUCAUAUGCAUGCACAUCUGGAAAUGCAUGUGUGGGAGGCUUUGGACCCCCUGCCCCAGCUCUGAUGUUUUCAAGUCUAAGCCUGCCCUGUGCCACCACUGUGCCUUCAAAGAGCCUUGUGUGUCCCUGAGCCUGCAGUGAAAGCAGCCAGCAUCUCUAUAGCGGAGUCUCAGAGAGGUCCAACUAUUUUCUCCUUAGUUCUACAGACAAACGUCUGUUCAGUUCACUUCCUCAAGGGAAAAGGGAACUCAGGACUGAACUAAACUGCUCCAGGUUCCAGGAUGUGAGCUGCCUGUACCCAACCUGAAGGCCCUCCCUGCCCAGAGGCUGGAUCCUCUUCGGGGCAGAUACAGAACACCCCUCCACCCACCCACCCCCAGCACAAUGCAGAGGAUGUGAGCACACUUGAUCAGGAGGGCAGACUGUCCAAGUGCCGCCUCUCCUCCCGAAACCAGCUGUAAACACAGAUAGGGAGGGGCCUCCGUGCCUGCCAAGGGAGGCAGCAACUUUGUGAGUAAUUGACUCAAGGAAAACAAGUGCGGCAGGAGUGGUGUGCGGUGCUCACGAGCAUCGCUGGCUGGGCUUUCUGAGACACGGGCCCUGGCCCGGCAUGCUGCCUGCUGCUGGCCUCUGGAGCCCACAGCACAGAGGAAGGAGCCUUGAAAUAAAGAGCUGCCGAGCUGGGGUGAGCUGCCAUGUGGAGCUGUGGCUCACUCAACAGCACAGCGUGGGGUGAGGAGCCGCUGUGCCGGAACCUGCGCUUGGGGCUGUGGGUCCUCUCACUGCUCUACCUGGGGGCAGGGGUUCCUGUGGGCUUAGGCUACAAUGCUCUUCUGGUGCUGGCCAACUUGGCCAGCAAGAAUACCAUGACCAUGCCCGAUGUGUACUUUGUGAAUAUGGCUGUGGCGGGGCUGGUGCUCACGGCACUGGCACCUGCGUACCUGCUGGGUCCUGCCCACUCCAGGUGGGCCCUGUGGAGCCUGAGCAGUGAGGCCCAUGUGACACUGCUCAUCCUGUUCAAUGUGGCUUCCCUGGUGACCAUGUACUCCACUGCACUGCUGAGCCUUGACUACUACAUCGAGCGCGCCCUGCCACGCACCUAUAUGGCCAGUGUCUACAACACCCGGCACGUGUGUGGCUUCGUCUGGGGAGGGGCGGUGCUCACCAGCUUCUCUUCCCUGCUCUUCUACAUCUGCAGUCAUGUGUCUUCUAGAAUCGCCGAGUGUGCCCGGAUGCAGAACACGGAGGCUGCCGACGCCAUCCUUGUGCUCAUCGGCUACGUGGUGCCAGGUCUGGCUGUGUUGUAUGCCCUGGCACUCAUCUCGAGGAUUAGGAAAGAAGACACACCCCUGGACCAGGACACCAGCAGGCUGGACCCCUCGGUGCACAGGCUGCUGGUGGCCACCGUGUGCACACAGUUUGGCCUCUGGACACCUUACUACCUAAGCCUGGGGCACACGGUGCUGGCAUCACGGGGGAGGACCGUGGAGGGGCAUUAUCUGGGCAUCCUACAGGUUGCUAAGGACCUGGCCAAGUUCUUGGCCUUCUCAAGCAGUUCUGUGACGCCGCUGCUCUACCGUUACAUCAACAAAGCCUUCCCUAGCAAGCUCCGUCGGCUGGUGAAGAAGGUGCACUGUGGGCACCGCCACUGCUCCCCUGACCCUGCGGGGAUACAGCAGGUGAUGGCACAGGCGUAGCUAACCCUCCCUGGGCUGACGUCCUAGGAGAGGGCCUGACUAUGAGGAACACUAAAACUCAACUGGACGCAUAGCACUUUGGUCCCCAAGCACAUGGUGCUUCCAGCUGAAGCCAGAGAUGCACAGCGGGGCAUUUCUAUUGACAUUUUCUGUGUUUUCCCCUAAAAGGCCAAUCUGGUCUUACACUGCAUUGUGGAAAGCAGAGGUGCCUUGUGUGAACAGGCUGCUUCUAACUAACCUUGCCACCUUCCCCCUCAAGGUGUGUGCCUUUCUCCCAGGGACAUCUUCAAGGUCCAUGUCCUCAAAAGUAGGCUGACCUUCGGCCUCCCUAAAUGAAGCGAUGAAAUCUAAAGCCAGUAUUUAUACUUCAUAUUGACAUAAUACUUGAUUCUUCUAUUAUUAUUAUUUUUUUAAACAGAAAGAAGUGUUAGAAAGAUACCUAGUAUUAUGAGGAAGGCACUUCAGGGGAAUGUGGCUGUCGCUGAUACCAAUGUUACAGCUUGGGAACAGGACAGUGUGCCUGUCAAGCCUGCGGCAGCUACACAUCCAUUGCUGACAAUGAUAGCUAUGGAGCACUGACCCUCCCCUCUACGGAAAGCAGAUCUUAGUAUAGGCCUAUCUUUCCAGUGCUUCAACAUAAGCAUAUACAUAAAUGGAAGAAAAAAAGUGUGUUCUCUUAGUGCCAAAGGUCUUCCAGAGAUCUGGAUAUGGUAAAGGGCUAACCAGGUAUGGAAGGGAAAGGCAGGAUGGUAUGAGGCCAGGCGCUCCAAGAUGACCAGGGACUGGCAUCGGGGAAAGGGCUCUGCUUGGCCAGUUUCACCCAGCUGUGGGGUGGUACAUGAUAAGGCUCACCUCCCACAGGUGUCUGAGUCCAGGGCUCACCCACGUGCCUCUGGGGCCUUUUACUAUCUUUGUGUUUGGUAAUUAUCUACUCUAACGUGGGCAUGAAAAGAAUUCCCACCACCCACAUUCUCUAGGUUACAUGGCAGGCCCAUGAGUCCCUGUCCCCACCCCCACCCUAGUUCUAAAGAUCUCCAUGUGACCAUCUAACCUGCCUGUCGCUACAGAAGGCGGGUGUGUGAUCCACAUUCAGUGGCCUUCCUGCAUGGCCCCAUGGCUGGUCCUGGAUGUCUGGGGACUGCUGCUCUGAGUCAGUAACUUCAGUUUUAUCUAUUCUAUGCAAACCACAUCUCCUUGGAUGGUGACUGCUCCAGUUAAUCUGCCUUAAGGAGAAUUAGGGAGAAACAUGAGGCCCUUGGCCCUCGCUGUGACCUACUGGGCAUGCUCUGUGGGUCUCAGUUCAUGAAUAAACCAAAGGGCUGGGUUAGACAGGUGUCUUCAGAGUUGCUUAUGGCUGCAGAAUUUUGUUCUGAGGACUUUAAAGUGGCAAGCCUGACUUUCCCGACCAUUCCCCUCAGGUGCAGAGCUGAGUGAAGGCUGCCAGGCUUCCCCAUCCUGAUGGUCACACCUUAAUGCUUGCUGAAGAAACAAGAACCCUCACCAUGAAGGUUCUCUAGGCCUGGCCUGCGGGCCAACUGUAAUUCUCCUACGGGUGAGAACAAGUCCAGGGACCAAGGUCACAUCAAGCAAAAAGCAACCUAAACCCUGUGGGUCAUACAGGAAACAGGCUUUGGGUGGGUAGGGCUGUUUGUGAUGUCAGGGUUCCAGUUUAAUAGUCUUUGCCCCAAGGACCAUUUUAUACCCUUUGCUCCAGGCAGAGGUCCAGAGGAGGGGCAGACUCCAGGUCCAGAGGGGUUCUAUGCCCUAGAAUCCUCUACCCCAGUCACCUCCAAGCAUGGUGGGGAGAGGCCCAACUCAUGUUCCUUUGUUGCACUUUCUCAGUGGCCUUAGGUACAAACUGGCCAGGUUCUAGGGGACCCUUGAGGGACUGGAAGCCAGGACCAGUACCAUGUGACUGGCAUCAACUGUAUAGCUACUCACUCACUGCAGGGAUAACCCAGUGGAGACCCAGAUGCCUGCCUGGGUCUUCCUGGUGGAGCCGCCCAUCUGCAGUGCUGGCCCCUUCACUGUAAGACCCCUGGAACGAUGCACCCUCCCACCCGGGGCUCCAUUCCCACCACCUACCUAAUUCUUGCCCAAGCUCAGCAGUCACUGGUGCUCAGACAUCUGCUAUCUCUGAUGCUGUGCUAAGUUCAUCAAGUGCCCCCACUGUCUGCUUCCCAAUUCUGCCCUGCACCUUGCACCUCCCAUUAGGAAAGAACCUAAACCACACAAAGAGGUUACUGCAAUGGUGUGUGUGUGUGUGUGCAUGUCUGCGUGUCUAUGUAUGCGUGUGUGCAAGUGUGUGUGCGUGGGUGUGUCACUCAGUGAUGCUUUCUUGCAUGAGUUUAAGACUCCAGGCAAGACCCACAUUUCCCCAAGGCUUGUUAAUUUGGCUGUCGACACUUCUUGAUGGUUUUAAUUUAAAUGAAUGCUCUUAUUUUCAUUAACUCAUAAGAAAGCUUGCUGUGUGUCAUUAUUCAGGAUUCCAGAAAGUGACCUUUUUUCUUGGGUUUCCUUCGCAAUGCCAUAUGACACAACAUAGGAAACCAGGCCCAUUGCUCCCUGGGGCAGAUAUACCGAGGAGCCAACAGACACCUGUUUUGUUAGAGAAAGCAUUUGGCAAAGGUCAGACCAGAGAGAACUUAUGAUGUUAAUCUGUGUGUCUGGCUUUUGGGUUUAAGCCUGUGGGAAGAUGUGGGUGUUCUCACUCCUUUCCUAUGGAGUCCACCCCAGUGGCUGGAUCUAUUUGCCGAAAUUCUGUGAAUGUGAAAAAGAAACUACUGAUGAUAUCCACACUUCUGAAGACUAUUAAAUUAUUUAACACUCAU
Messenger RNA from Mastomys coucha (southern multimammate mouse), 4707 nucleotides. It is a transcript of the gene Gpr146, whose product is annotated as G protein-coupled receptor 146. The coding region runs from base 875 to 1876 and encodes 333 amino acids. Gene Ontology annotation, biological process: G protein-coupled receptor signaling pathway. The transcript has 2 exons. NCBI's taxonomy places the organism in Eukaryota, Metazoa, Chordata, Mammalia, Rodentia, Muridae. Gene Ontology annotation, molecular function: G protein-coupled receptor activity. Gene Ontology annotation, cellular component: membrane. The record is from RefSeq and is a predicted model, not a curated record.